AUGAAACUCCUCGCCCUUUCCGCUCUUUUCAUUGUCGCCUUCGCUCAUCCGCGUGAGAAGAGACAGCUGUCCAUCAGCUCCAUCUCUGUCUCUGGAGCCGGAGGAUCCACCGGAUGCGUUGUCACUGGAAAUGUUCUCUAUGCCAACGGAAUCCGUCUUCGCAACCUGACCUCUGCUGAACAGACCGAGCUGACCAACUACCAGACUGAGGUCGAGCAGUACAAGACUGUAAGCGAACGUAUUCUGAGGGAUCCGUAAGAUUCCUUUCGUUUUCAGCAACUUCGUGAUCUUCUCAACCAACGUCGCGAUAACCUCCGCAGCCGUCUCAUGCAAGGACAAGGACGUCAACAACAGACCACCCAGCAGAGCAACGACGUGAGCAGCCAGUCCGGAAGCGACGAGACGACCCUUCCGAAGGCCCCGGAGAAGCCGUCGUUCUGCACUGCCGAAGAGACCACUCAAUACUAUUUCGACGGUGUAUGGUGCAGGUACGGUAGCGAUGACCUUCUUAUCGUCUUUGCCAAACUUUGAUUCGAUAAUCCGCUUUUCAGAACAACAAGGUGUACGUUGGCGGACAAUACGCCCGUGACCUCUCUUCUGACGAGCAAGACGAACUGAAGACCUUCGAUGAACAACAGACCGCCUACCAGAACGCCGUCCAGGCUCAGAUGCAGAGCGUAAGUUCUUCUUAUUCUUCUGCAUUCCAUCAUCUUCUAUCAUUGUUUUCUUUCAGCAAGUUCGCGGACUCUUCGGAGGAUCCGACUUCCUCUCCGCCCUGUUCGGAGGAGACGAUUCCAAUGUGCGCAGACAGCCUUCCUCGACCACUCCGGCUUCUUCCACCAGCUCCACGACCCUUCCCCCGAAGCCAACCGUGCCGCAGUUCUGCACGGCCAUCUUCUAA
Molecule: messenger RNA, 901 nt
Organism: Caenorhabditis sp. 36 PRJEB53466
Lineage: Eukaryota; Metazoa; Nematoda; Chromadorea; Rhabditida; Rhabditidae
Source: the annotation of a GenBank genome assembly